Molecule: messenger RNA, 2197 nt
Organism: Cadophora gregata
Lineage: Eukaryota; Fungi; Ascomycota; Leotiomycetes; Helotiales; Ploettnerulaceae
Exons: 5
Coding region: 230-1348 (372 amino acids)
Biological process (GO): transmembrane transport
Cellular component (GO): membrane
Molecular function (GO): transmembrane transporter activity
Source: RefSeq, a predicted model, not a curated record
UGUCUUACACACUAUGGCUUUCCGAAUGGCCGGGUAGCUGAGGGACUGUGUAAGAUCCCAGAAAUUCAGAGACCGCUGGCUACGAUUAGAGGAUGGAAAUCUAUGUUUGAUACUAUUCCAGGUUUGAUUUUGUGUAAAAUGUAUAUUGAUGACUUGCUGACGAUGUUAAGUACUUCUUGUAGCUAUCCCGAUUGGCAAGUUGGGAGAUCAGUAUGGAAGGAGAAAAAUCAUGGCGAUGGCUCUCAUUGGAGUCGCUGGAUCGCUUACUGAAAUAUUUAUUGUUUGUGCUUUUCCUCAAAAAUUUCCUCUGCAGCUUGUGUGGUUCUCAUCUGCCAUGCUGCUGUUGGGUGGAGGUCUGAACUCGGCAUCUGCUUUCAUGUGGGCGAUGGCAUCAGAAUCUAUUCCUUCUGAAAAGAGGAGUCAUGCUUUCUACUAUAUUUUCUCCGCAUUCUACGUUGCGGAACUGAUCUCUUCAUUCGUUGCAUCAAUCACAUUAGAUAUUUCACCAUGGAUACCUUGUGGUCUGGCAAUGGGCGCUGUCGUACUAUGUCUUAUUCUCCUCGUGGUUAUGCCAGACCCUGGGAAAUCAGCAAAUUCUGAUCAGAUACGCCCCAAGCCGGGAGACGAUCUUGGAGAAUCGAUAUGCUCACCCACAGCUUCAUCAUCCAGCACCUCCGCUCGAGGCCUUAUAUCUGCACUAUCGCAUCGAAAUAUACGCCUCACGAUUCCAGUAUUCCUCGUCGGCAUAUUUCGAUAUGCGAUGCUGAAUAUCUUGAUCCAAUAUGCAUCCAUGCGAUUCGGUCUGAAGAUUUCCACAGGAGCUACAUUCUACACCGAGACUGCUGUAGUCAACAUAGUCUUGUUUCUGUUUCUAGUUCCCCAGCUCACAGGUCAUGUCCGGAGGAAAUAUAGCAUUCAACCUAGUGUCAUAGAUCUAUUCCUAGUCCGAACGAGCGUCACUUUGAUGUGUAUUGGAUGCCUUGCCAUUGGACUUGCUCAAUCGAGCUCUCUCCUACCUAUCGGCGUUUUCAUUUUCGCUGCAGGAUUCGGAAGCAGGGUUUCGGCCCUCUCUCUCGUCUCAUAUUGGAUAUCUGACGAUGCAAAGGCCACAUUUUAUGCAGCGAUCGUGGUUCUCGAGAGCCUGGGCCAUGCCGUGGGCGAUCCGUCAAUUCAGCAGAUCUUCGCUGCGUCGUUACGGCUGUCCCCAUUUUGGAUGGCUAUGCCAUUUUUCGUUGGAUCUGUGUUGUACUCUCUUGCCGCUGCUUCUACCGUAUUCAUUCGUCUCGAUCAGCCAUCAACUGAUAGCUCCAACAUUGGUCAGAAUCCUAGGGACCUUGAUCCUACUUGAAGCUCUGGAAUUAUCUGGGCGCUUGAGCAAAUCUGUUGCCAAAUGUUUUUACUACGCACGUAUGGGCGGUGGUUUAAAUCCACUGCCUUUGAGCCCCCUAAUUCGACGUGACAUUGAUCGAGAAGAUGUGCAGCAACGCAUCCUCUACCGAGAGCUGGACCAACACCAUGUUUUCCAGAGCGAACAGGUGAGAUUUGUUAUCCGUACCUACAUGGCCUUUCCAUCUAUGAUCAAUGUCCCAGAUUCAAGCUUUCCGUCCAUCUACGAAGCCUACGGUGUACUCCAGAAAGUCAGGCCAGAAGCAAUUAAAGUAUCAAUGUUUGGAAAUUUCGGAAGUGCUGUUGCAGAUAUUUAGGAGUUGCGAGCAAAACAUUGUUAGGAGAUGGAACGGCUGUAGAGGUCCUGAGGGGCAGGUAUCUGUGGCUGGAACUUACAUAUACCUUUGAGCAAGGAAGCCUUGAACAGUGGAAUUCGGAAAAGUCGCAGAUGAAAUAUGGCUAGCUGUGUUCACCCUCGGAUUCUUUUCCGAGAUGGUCAUAUAAUUAGUAGCCAAGACUGAUAACAGGGGGUUGAAGAAGCGAUGGUAAUUUUUGCCAAAAUUCGGAGAUUGAGCAGGAUGGAAUCUGUAACGAAAGUGGUAGAGGUGCUAUAGAAUAGUAGCACAAGAAAUUAUUCCGCCGGUUUUGCUGCUCCGUUUGUUAAUCCAAACAAUAACAUCGCUUCCCCUUUCUGGCUUGGUAGGAGCUUGGGUGCACGCCGAUGACGCGAUGCCGUCCUCGACAGGAGUGGAGUGGGGGUUUCGGGGCAUCUCUAACUUCCACUCAGCUUGUGCAACAACUAUUCGACCGU